AUGUGCGGAUUCGUCUUUCGUUCUCAACCUCCACCCUCCUCCCAGCUGUCUUCAUCCAUCCCGCCCCCCGCUCCCUCAAAUCCCCCCAACCACACCCAAAAAUAUCUUCUAACGCACCCCAGCGGCCUCAUAUCCGGCGAAUCCCCCACCAGAGAAAAACACAAUGUCCCCGCCAUCCACCAUCUACCCACCAACACGCACAUCAUAGACUCCACCCCCAUCGCCAAGUUCCUCGAGGCCACAUACCCCACCCCACCCCUCCCUCUAACCUCCUCGCUAGACGGCACCAUCGAGUUACAGGCACGCUCUGUCGUCGGCCCAACGUUCCGCGCCUCAGUGGUGCCGCGCGAGAUCAACAUCCUCUCGCUCAGGUCACAGGAGUACUUCCGGCGCACGCGCGAGGCGGCGCUAGGGCGUAAGCUCGAGGAUUGCUUGAUGCGGAGGAGGAGAGCUGGAAGGCUGUCUGUGAGGGAAUGAGGGUGGGUGAGCUGAUGAGGACGAAUAAGGCGGAGGGGCCGUUUGUGUUGGGUGCGCGACCGAGUUAUACGGAUUUCUUUAUUGCGGGGUCGUUGCAGUUGGCGAGGGUGGUGGACGAGGGUGGCGGAUGAGGGUGUUUUUGAGAGGCAUAUGAAGUAUGUUAGGUAUAAGGAGGUUUAUGAGGCUUGUUUGCCUUAACGUAAGUCGUGGCGUACUGGCGGUAGUGGGGUGGUUAGAACCACCCCAUCAAACUUACCA
Messenger RNA from Pseudogymnoascus destructans, 735 nucleotides. RefSeq lists its product as uncharacterized. The coding region runs from base 1 to 477 and encodes 158 amino acids. The record is from RefSeq and is a predicted model, not a curated record. Lineage: Eukaryota; Fungi; Ascomycota; Leotiomycetes; Thelebolales; Thelebolaceae. The transcript has a single exon.